AUGGGUGAGGCCAAAAUCAUCAUCGAUCGAUACCCUUGGAUCUCACCAGAAGAAUACCAUCAACAGCGUCAAGAGUUAGUGCAGGAAGAGGCCAGCCUCGCUUUCGGGGCCGAUAUCGUUCUCAGCGAUAAAGAAAGGAUCGUCAACGAUCACCUCAUGUCCCUGAAGCAUGCCGAACUUGCCGACGGCUUCGAAAAUCCCUUCAAGUUCGCUCCGGCUCGCCACAUUUUCGAGGUGCUCGAUAUGAUCGAGAAUUCGCCCUUGUUCAAGCUGAUCCGCCAGAUGCCCAAAGGAGGCUUGCUGCAUGCACACGCUACAUCGCUGGCCAACACGGAGGUGAUUGUACGGGCCACCUAUCAGGAGCACCUCUGGCAACGUGGUGAAUUUACUCCCGAAAGGGGGCUUGAUUUUCGCUUCUCCCGUACAGUCCCCGACGGGGAAGGCUGGGAACUGGUACAGGAUAUUCGAAAACGAGUUGGUGACGCUCAGUACGAUGAUGCCGUUCGGCAGAAAUUUUCGCUGUACGAUAAAGACCCGCUGAAUUAUUACAAAACCAGUGACGACGUUUGGUCUAGGUUCUACGGCAUCUUUCACGCAUUCAAAUCGAUGGUUAAUUUUAAACCGUUCUGGGAAAGCUACUUCCGUGAGGUGUUGCAGGAGCUUCAUCAUGAUAACGUGAUGUACCUAGAGAUGCGAUCUGGAUUACCGGCGCUCUAUGAUCUGGAAGGAAAAACCUACUCACCAGAAGAGGUAGCCGAAAUCUACAUCAACAUUACGGAGGAAUUCAAAGCGACACAUCGCAGCUUUGCCGGUACCAAGCUCAUCUAUGGUCCCCGUCGCUCAGUCGACGAUGAAACGUUGGAAGAACGAAUAGAUACCGUCGAACGGGUGAAUCACCAGUACAGCAACUAUGUGGUGGGGUUCGAUCUAACCGGUCAGGAGGAACCAGGUCGACCACUGCUCGAAAUGGCCGAUAAACUGCUCACCCUGUCCCCGUCCGUCCACUUCGUGUUCCACGCAGGAGAAACAAACUGGAACGGCAUGGAAACGGAUGAAAAUUUGAUUGAUGCAAUUCUGCUCGGUUCGAAGCGAAUCGGACACGGCUAUGCACUCCUGAAGCACCCGCUGUUACUGGAGGAAGUUAAACGGCGCGGGAUCUGCGUCGAAAUCAAUCCCAUUUCCAAUCAAGUGCUCCGUCUGGUCACCGACUUCCGGAACCAUCCGGCCAGUGUGCUCUUUUCUACCGACUUCCCGCUGGUACUAUCCUCCGACGAUCCAGCGUACUGGGGGGCCACACCACUGAGCCACGACUUUUACAUCGCCUUUCUGGGAAUGGCUUCCGCGCACCAGGACUUGCGGCUGCUGAAGAAGCUCGCCCUUAACUCGCUGCACUACUCACUGAUGGACGACCAAGAGAAGCAGACUGCCAUGGUACGGUUCGAAUCGUCGUGGCAAAACUUUAUCGAUCGUACCGUCCAACAGCUAUUGGCCCAAUAA
Anopheles bellator is the source of this 1497-nucleotide messenger RNA. Its product is annotated as adenosine deaminase AGSA-like. The coding region runs from base 1 to 1497 and encodes 498 amino acids. NCBI's taxonomy places the organism in Eukaryota, Metazoa, Arthropoda, Insecta, Diptera, Culicidae. The transcript has 3 exons. The record is from RefSeq and is a predicted model, not a curated record. Gene Ontology annotation, molecular function: adenosine deaminase activity. Gene Ontology annotation, biological process: adenosine catabolic process; inosine biosynthetic process.